AUGGGCUGCUGCGAAUCUCAUAACGAAAUAUGGGAAAUUGAGGUAAAAGCAUAUGGAUCUCGAAUUGCCGAAAAUCAAAAUAUGCAUCAAGAGAUAGUUGAAGAAUUCAGCGAUAUAAGUCUUGAUUCUAUUCAAGACUAUCACGACUACAAGAGCUCCUUUAACACAUGUAAUGAUUUUCAUUCUAUGAAAAGCUCAUAUCCAUGCACACCGGUAUCUACAAGCUCGUCAUUCCAUCGGAAAGAGCACGAGCUCGCAUUUUUAAUAACCCUACCUGACCUGAAGAAGCAGAUUAAGGAUUUUAGCUCUGCUGCCGAAAUGAGCUUAUAG
Blepharisma stoltei is the source of this 330-nucleotide messenger RNA. Lineage: Eukaryota; Ciliophora; Heterotrichea; Heterotrichida; Blepharismidae. The record is from the annotation of a GenBank genome assembly.